AUGACCGAUGGCGCAUUAGAGUGCACAAAGUUUCUGCGGAGGAUCAUUGCCCCUAGGCUUUCCGUUCUGUGUACGCUCGUCCCAGAUAGCGAGCUAGGACAGCUAGGGCCUCUAACUUCCUUAUUGACUACGAAACUUUCGGCAGAUGCAAGUCUCGAUAUCAUCCAACAUGAUCCAUAUCUAUAUGUGGGCUAUGGGCUCGAUUCCCCGACAUCCAUUGAGACUGCUAUUGGAAUAGAUGAAGACGAGGCCGUACACGCAUGGAUGAAAACUAUGGCCUCUUCGAAAGGAGGCUUUGUGGGUGUGAGAAGGCAGCAUAAUGCAACGAGAUGGGUGGGGCUUGACGCACCACAGUUUCUGUUUGCUACUCAUCCAAAGACGAUCACUCAUCUUGGCGUGUAUAUGUACAAAGACCUCGACCAUCUUCUCAGCACACUCGGCGACUAUCCCACCUGCAUCCCGUCGCUUCGCGUCCUGGAACUGAAUUACUCUGGCAGCCGCUUACUCAAUCCAUUGAGACCACUUGAUUGCAAUAAAAUAAAUAUCCUCGAGUCCAUAAAACGAUGCCUAGCAAAGCGAACGGUGACGGGAUUAGAGGAGCUUCGACUCGUCGGGUGCCCGUUGUUCACUAUGUGCGACAUCGACGACAUGAAGCGACUGGUCAAAUCAGUCCGAGUUGUGCAGUAG
Fibroporia radiculosa is the source of this 687-nucleotide messenger RNA. RefSeq lists its product as uncharacterized. The transcript has a single exon. The coding region runs from base 1 to 687 and encodes 228 amino acids. Lineage: Eukaryota; Fungi; Basidiomycota; Agaricomycetes; Polyporales; Fibroporiaceae. The record is from RefSeq and is a predicted model, not a curated record.